AUGUGCGAGCCGCCGCCCAUCUUGGACUCUGGCCGGGGCGUUCUGCUGCCUCCGCCUGCGCCAGAAGAAGAAGGCGAGGCCGGCGAUGAGGAGGAACCCGAGCACGGCACCUAUAGCGAUGCCGACCUUGGCACCAGUGGGCAGCCCGCUGUUCGAGCCACGCUGCUCCGCGGUGAGGAAGGGCUCCGCCUGCUCCCUCUUGUCGUUCAGCUUGGCCGCGAAGAUCUUGCCGUCCGGGCACCCGGACCCCGUCUCGCACGGGUUGACGGAGCAGCAGCCCAUGAACGGGUUUGGCUUGGCCUCGGCGCAGGUCCACCACUGCACCUCGGGGGCGUCGCUGACGCAGAGCUGCGGCUUGAGGGAGUUGAAGGAGUACUUGUCGAAGGAGGUGUACUUGAGGUUGUCGUCGGGGCAGGCGCCCGUCGCCGUCUUGCACGGGUCGACGGAGCAGCAGCCGACGAACUGGGUGGGCUUGUCGUAGCAGACGUAGAAGGAUCCUCCCUUGGGGCAGGUGGCGCCCAGUGA
This is a messenger RNA of Clonostachys solani, 525 nucleotides long. The record is from the annotation of a GenBank genome assembly. NCBI's taxonomy places the organism in Eukaryota, Fungi, Ascomycota, Sordariomycetes, Hypocreales, Bionectriaceae.